AACAUGUUCAUUUAAUUAAUUUACUGUUAAUUCAACUCCGCUCUGUCGCUCUGAUCCAUACUAUAUCAUAUGAAUCUCAAGAAAGUGUAAUAUGGGUCCAUGUUUGUUAGAAAACACCUGUGCCUUGAAGAAAUUCUAGAUUCCUCAUGAAUUAUAAUGAGGAACCCAUAUAUAGCAGGAUGAACCUCAAGUACGGGGGAGACAACAUUUAUUUUAGAGGCUGGAAUAAACUGGGAUUGGCAGCGGGACCUUGACUAAUACAGAAUAUAAAUCUUAAUAGCUUUCUAUGAUAUACAGCAACACCUAAUGGAGUGUCUGGCCUUCUGGCCAUAAAAUUAAAUGUCACUGUUGCUUUGUCGACCCUCAUUAUCAUACAAGAGACUGAACAUUGACGUCACGCGUCUAAUAAAUAUACAAAUUACAUACAGAGGUGUAAAAUGUGACUUUGUAAAUAGGUGUCUCCACCUGUACCCCAGUCUCCCUGAGCGGAAAGCCUCUCUGACUCUGUCCAUCUGUGCUGGACGUACUAAUAAAGUUGAGUUUUAUUGCAUGACUAAGAGGAAGUGAAAGCACAAAUAUAGCAUCUUACCAGAACAAGGCCUCUAAAUAAUGUGCAUGAAUAAAUACAUUUGAUUCAGUGACCCAUGGAAAAUCUUCUGCUGUCUUAAAUUGACUUAAAAUGUCAAAAGGCUUAUAGGCUACAAGGCCUUGAACAUUUUAGCAUUUCCACUAAACCGCUAUAUGCGAGUAAUUAUGCAGUUUUAUUAGGAAUUUUCACUGCUUUGUAUGCAGUUCCAACUGUGGCGUUUUUCUGUGGGCUUUGAGGAUUCAAAUGGCCCAAGAGUUGAAUGAACUAGUAGCAUAAAAACAUUUGUCAUUUGGCUGCCCAGUUUCUCCACCUGCUCCCCUUUGGGAUGUUGUUGAGAGUGACAUCUGAAACACCUGCUUCGAUCCCAUUUACACAGUCAGUAAAACAGUCAUUCAAGCUGAAGAGCUGGUAAAAAAUGAGUGUGCCCUUGAAGCAUGGGCCAUGGCACUUGUCUUUUUAUUGAGCCUAUAAUUCACCUGUGACUGCCUGUUGAUUUAUCACACUUAGAAGGGAUGGGACUGUGGAUAUUGCUGAUGGCUGUUGUGGCCAGCAAAAGUGUGUGUGUCUGCUGUGUGGCAUGCAGGAGGGGGGAUAGGCUACAGCUGGUAGUAUAUAACCCAGUUGGGACCAACAGAGCAUGUACAAGUCUUCUUUCAACCUGAGGAGCUCCGUGCAAAUCAGAGUCACUUCCAACAACAGCGUCCUAUAGUGAUGAAGUGUAACCAUCUCCUGUCCUGGGUCUUCCUGCUCGUGGCCUCUGGCCCACUGCUGGCCCACCCCAUCACAGAAUCUGCUGAGAUGCCCUAUCCAGGACCUGUAUCAGUGGAGGACCGAGGAGUCGGCACUCUGGAUGAUCUGUCACUCUCUGAGCAAACCUUCCCCGUUCAGGAUGGUGCUGGUCUCAGAUAUUCCACUCUGAUAUCUGGGGAGAUCAACAGAGAUGGCGUCAGAACAACAGGCCUGCUCCCUAGGGGGAUGAAAAGAGAGGUCCUAUUGGAGAAACAAAGUCUCCUAAAUCCUUUCAGCCGUGUGAUGGGCAUUCGGAAGCAGUUCAGGAAGAGAGCAGGGAAUUCUGAGUGUUUCUGGAAGUACUGUGUCUAAAACUGUCAACGGGUAUUGAUGCUACACACAAGAGACAGGGCUUGCACUAAAACAAAAAUUUCUUUCUUGCACUCACAUAAGUACAUGCAGACAAAAUAAGAAACACCAUGCAUGCAUACACUGUAUGUGCGCAUAUGCAUGCCCCCGUGCAUGUACUCACACAUACACACACAUACAUAAGCGCUGUCAGUAUUUGUUCACAAAAAGAACAAUGCCAUAGGUAUGAUUGAGACAUGUUGCUUGGGGACUUUAAGAUGAUUUAUUGAGAUUUCUUUUCUGUUGUGUGAAACUAUAUUUAUGUACACACAUUUGUUAAAAGUCCUUGGUUGUCUGACGUAUGACCAAAUGUCUUUUAAAUGUGAAAGUCAAAGGUUAUACAGCACUGUAUGUUGAAUAGAAAUAAAAACUAUAUUAUAAAUACUGUUCUGCUAGUUGUCUUUUCUUGAUAAAAGGUGUUGGUGAGAAACAUAUUGGCAGCAGCAAAACCCAUUAUCCCCUUCUUAAAAGUGAAAGAGGAAACAAAAAGACGGAGCAAACUGUGUUCUCGAGUUUUCUUCAUUUUUUCCUUUUUUUAUUAUUUUACAGCAGAAAGAAUAUAAAGCAUUCAGAAAACAUCUUCCAUAUUUUAAGGGCAAUUCAAAACGUUUUGCAUGGCUUCAGCAGCUGAAAUCUCUUUUUUUUAACAUAUCCAUCGAGUCAGUGACGCUUGUACAUGCACAA
Molecule: messenger RNA, 2410 nt
Organism: Siniperca chuatsi (mandarin fish)
Lineage: Eukaryota; Metazoa; Chordata; Actinopteri; Centrarchiformes; Sinipercidae
Product: urotensin-2-like
Exons: 4
Coding region: 1301-1690 (129 amino acids)
Biological process (GO): regulation of blood pressure; blood vessel diameter maintenance
Cellular component (GO): extracellular region
Molecular function (GO): hormone activity
Source: RefSeq, a predicted model, not a curated record